Messenger RNA from Schizosaccharomyces cryophilus OY26, 1011 nucleotides. RefSeq names its product GTPase Ypt71. Gene Ontology annotation, cellular component: vacuole; phagocytic vesicle; late endosome. The coding region runs from base 154 to 777 and encodes 207 amino acids. Gene Ontology annotation, biological process: regulation of vacuole fusion, non-autophagic. Gene Ontology annotation, molecular function: GTP binding; GTPase activity. The transcript is spliced from 3 exons. The record is from RefSeq and is a predicted model, not a curated record. NCBI's taxonomy places the organism in Eukaryota, Fungi, Ascomycota, Schizosaccharomycetes, Schizosaccharomycetales, Schizosaccharomycetaceae.
GUUUAAUACCAUUUUCACGCUUUUAUUUAUUACCCCUCUGCAAGGCACUGCGUUAUACAUUGAAUUACGUUCUCCAAGAAACUUACCACUGGGAAGACCUCCUUUACAACAGCUGUACAUGCAGCUGAUUUCUUUCUUCAAUAUUUUCCAUCAAUGUCGGCUCAAAAACGAUUAUUUGUUAAAGUUGUUAUACUGGGGGAUAGCGGUGUUGGUAAGACAUGUCUCAUGAAUCAGUUUGUGAAUCAAAAGUUCAGCCGUGAAUAUAAGGCGACAAUCGGAGCUGACUUUUUGACAAAAGACGUGAUUAUAGAUGGGAAAUCCGUCACCCUCCAAUUAUGGGAUACCGCAGGUCAGGAGCGGUUUCAAAGUUUAGGCAUGGCUUUUUAUCGAGGAGCAGAUUGUUGUGUGAUUGUGUAUAAUGUAAAUAACGCCAAAAGUUUUGAAUCAGUGGAGAAUUGGAAACAAGAAUUCCUCUUACAGACAUCUCAAGUUGAAUCCUCCUUUCCAAUUAUUAUUGUCGGUAACCAAAUUGACAAAGAUUCUUCUAAACGGGCCGUGUCCCUGAACCGGGCUUUAGCUUAUUGCAAAUCUAGACGAGAAAAUCCGCUACCACAUUUUGAAACCAGUGCCAAGGAUAAUAGCAACGUUGCUGCACUUUUUGAACAAGUCAGCCGAUACGCUCUAGAAAACGAAACAAUUCAUGAUGAUUUUGUUAAUGAUUUUUCUGAACCCCUUAUCAUUUCUAAACCCCCUAAUAAUUCUAAUUGUAACUGUUAAUUCCUUACCAAUUCUGGCACUUUUACUGUUCAUUUCUUUUCGUUUGCUGUCUGUUCCAAGUUGAAACAUAAUUAAAGUUGUAUCGUUCACGAAUAGCUGCCAUCUACGCUGAUGCGCUAAAUACACUCUUUCUUUCGUUGUCUAUUGUUAUUACUAACAUCUCGGUACUUGCUCUAUAUUUUAUAAAUGUUAAAUAAUUUAGAUUUAAUGAAUUUCAUCAAAAAGAAUGCGUAU